This is a messenger RNA of Patella vulgata (common limpet), 1981 nucleotides long. RefSeq lists its product as uncharacterized. The transcript has 2 exons. The record is from RefSeq and is a predicted model, not a curated record. Lineage: Eukaryota; Metazoa; Mollusca; Gastropoda; Patellidae. Bases 273 to 1853 code for a protein of 526 amino acids.
GUUUAAAUUAAUAUAUCGUAAACCUGGCACCAAAAAAUAUAAACCACUGGUAGGGCCUGGGAACUAGGUUACCCCUCCCUCAAAACAAGUCUUCCCGCUUAAAUUCCAUAAUGUUUAAUAACAGACGUAAUUCUACUUCACAAGGCUGUUUAUUGUUAGGGACGUCAGAUUCGUAUUACAGAUAACUUGGCACCCUUUUAUUUACACCAUGAUAGUAAAUCCCGGAACUUUUUAGAUUCUAAGACAAUAGCUUUUAUACCAACGACUCCACGAUGAAAAGUUUUUUGCUAAAAGAAAAGAACGUUCUGUUACAACUUCUGCAAAAGAACCGAGAAAUUUUGGAAUGCAAGGAUGUGAAUUCCGAAACAAAGAAAAAUGUCUGGGAGAGUAUCCAUGAAGAAUUCCACUCUCAUAAAGGUGUUAUGAAAAGAGAAGUAAAACAGUUAAGAAAGUUUUGGGAGAACACGAAGUUAAGAUAUAAGAAGUUAUACAGUGGUUCAUCUGAAGUUAAUACUGAUAUAUUCUGUAUGUUACAAGACCCAGAUUACAGUUUACCCGAUGAUACUAAGGACGACGAGAAGCAAGAUGACAAUAAAGCACACCUUCCAGAAAAUGUCAGCGAAGGUAAAUCAGAAGAGCCAGAAGACAAUGACCAAGAUGACCCCAAUGACAUCAUCUAUAUAUCGAUUAAUGAAGAAGAGGAUAAUUCAGAAAAACUCGACAUAGAAAUGGUCAAGGAUGAGAAACCUCCGGUCACGGAUGAAAACAAUGAUCUCGAGACCGAAAAGAGAAGCCCGAAACUAAAAACUGAAACAGAAAGCUCGGCUAUAAAAUCACAACUCAAGCUUAAAAUAACUUUACCCAAACCAGCAGAUAAUAACAAUAACACACAGAGCGGCAGUCCAAGAAAUACAGACCUUAAAGAAGAAAGUCACAUAGAUAAACCCCAACUUAAACUCAGACUUUCGCGCAAGAGAAAGGGAACACCGGCCAAAUUUGUUGACUCAAAAAAGACUACCGAUGAAGAAUCUUUGAAUAGUUUAGCAGAAUUGUGUAAUAAAGUACCAUCGGAAAAUGAUAUUCACCUGUUUGAUAUAGUAUCCCAAACCGUUACUAACGAUCUUAUGAAAGGCAAACCACCAGUUCCAGAUAAUGAAACACCUCAAAAUAUGCAAAUACCAAAUGAUCUAACUAGCAUGAAUCAGAAAUAUUCAAUCCCAGUAUCUUCAAAUGAUCAUGGAAUACCUUCGACUAGGAUACCGGACAGUCGACGGUUUACAUCACAGCUGUUUAAUGUGGAGGAUGCAGUUAGAUAUCAGAUACCACCACCGUAUCAAAAUCAACACCUUAAAGGUAGAAAUCGACCAAGUGUCCCAAAGGCCAACGAGCCAGAAACAUUUAAGGAAUUUCGACGAUUUCCCGAGGACCCACGUGGAUUACGUAGUUUCAGUACGUUACAUUAUCUAGGUAACAAUCAUCCACCACCACCUUCUGCUUAUCUUGACCAUUUUCAUCAUCCGCGUUUGCCAUCAGCCCCGUUCCAAAGUUCUGCUGGUAGAUUGUCUGUUCACAAGGAUGUAACCAGUCAACGAUUUCCACGGAACAUAAAAUCAAACGGUAGCUCUGAUCCACCUCUCACAGAACAAGAUUUUUUGAAGUUACAGAUGGAGCAAGAAAAGGCGUAUCAUGCAGCAAAAUUGUCACUGAUAAGAACUGAUCUGGACUUGUUUGAAUCCGAGCAUCAGGCUAAGAUGCAUCUCCUAGCUUCACAGUGUAGUGUUGUUGAACUUCAGAGACAGUAUUGGACCAAAGUUAACAAUCAGUUAAAUGGUGUUGCCACCAAUCAGCAUUAAUAUUCAUAUUUAAACAGCAUUAUUGAUUUGUAUAGCGCUUCAUUGCAAAGGUGUCUCGUUUAAACUCUGUUCCAUAUUGUACGAUAUGUUUGACAUAGAUCAGCAUUAAACAGGGUUAUUGAUUUGUA